Messenger RNA from Leptopilina heterotoma, 575 nucleotides. RefSeq names its product mediator of RNA polymerase II transcription subunit 22 (gene MED22). Gene Ontology annotation, molecular function: transcription coregulator activity. The transcript has 2 exons. NCBI's taxonomy places the organism in Eukaryota, Metazoa, Arthropoda, Insecta, Hymenoptera, Figitidae. The record is from RefSeq and is a predicted model, not a curated record. Gene Ontology annotation, cellular component: mediator complex. Gene Ontology annotation, biological process: regulation of transcription by RNA polymerase II. The coding region runs from base 115 to 537 and encodes 140 amino acids.
UUUUGAUCACGUGAUCUGUCAGUGAUUUAGAAACACAGAGAGAAAUUGAGACGACUCUGCCUCAGGGAUUUUAAAUUUGUUAAUUGCGUUUUAAAUACUACAUAUUUAGUUAAAAUGACAACUCAGCGAGCUUAUCCACAAAGUAAAGAAGCUUUGUUAAAGUCUUACAUGACAAGGCUUAAAGAUGAUGUGAAAUCUAUACUUGUGAAUUACGAAGAAAUUGUAAAACUCGCCAAAACAGAUAAUGAAACACAAUUGUCACGAAUGACGCAAUGCGAACAGGACACAUUUGAAAUGCACGUGAGAGCGGCAAAUAUUGUCAGAGCCGGUGAAUCCUUGAUGAAAUUAGUAUCGGACAUAAAGCAAUAUUUAAUUCUCAAUGAUUUUCCUUCAGUGAAUGAAGCAAUAACACAAAACAGUAAACUCUUUAGAACAAAGCAACAGGAAUGUGAUCAAAAAUUGGCUUCUCUGAGAGACGAUAUGGCUGCUGAUUUAUAUGAUUUAGAAGAAGAGUAUUAUACCUCUAUAUAUAAAUAAUAAUUUAGGAAGUUAAAGAAAAAACAUUAAGAUUUAUU